AUGCUUGAAGUGUUGCAGGUGAUUGUGUUAUUUAUCUUGUUCUGGGUUUGGUUCUCUGUGAUGGGAGGAAGUAUCUCAAAAGACUCGACCAGAGGCCGAGGUCCUCAGAGGUAUGAUCAGAGGUAUUCUCGAAGCCUGUUUGCGAGCUCGUCUGUGUCUUCUUGGGGACAUUAUGGAGAUCAGAAUAGCACUUAUCAUACACCAAACCAUCCAUCUGCAAGUCCUGCCCCCUCCUACAAUACUGGAAGACAAACUCAAAAGAGUCUUGAGAGGAAGUAUUCACGGAUUGCUGAUAACUACCGCUCCAUCGAUGAGGUUACUGCUGCUCUUUCACACGCUGGUUUGGAGUCCUCGAAUCUGAUUGUUGGUAUUGAUGUCACCAAGAGCAACGAGUGGACAGGGGCGAGAUCAUACGGUAGGAAGAGCCUGCAUUACAUUGGAACAACUCCAAACCCUUACCAGCAAGCUAUAUCCAUCAUUGGAAAAACUUUAUCGGUUUUUGAUGAAGAUAACUUGAUCCCAUGUUAUGGAUUCGGAGAUGCUACAACUCAUGAUCAGGAUGUCUUCAGUUUCAAUCCCAAUGAUAAAUUCUGUAACGGGUUUGAAGAAGUUCUCAUGUGUUACAGAGACAUUGUUCCCCAGCUCCGGCUUGCAGGUCCGACAUCUUUUGCACCCAUCAUCGAAAGGGCCAUGACAAUUGUGGAAGAAAGUGGCGGUCAGUACCAUGUUCUUCUCAUAAUCGCUGAUGGACAGGUGACAAGAAGUGUUGAUACGGAGCAUGGGGCAGUCAGUCCACAAGAGCAGCAAACCAUUGACACCAUUGUUAGAGCAAGUGAGUAUCCAUUGUCGAUAGUUCUUGUUGGUGUUGGAGAUGGCCCCUGGGACACCAUGAAACAGUUUGAUGACAACAUCCCUGAUCGUGCCUUUGACAAUUUUCAGUUUGUGAAUUUCACGAAUAUAAUGUCAAAGAACAUUGAUCCGGCAAGAAAAGAGGCAGAAUUUGCGCUUUCCGCUUUGAUGGAGAUACCGUCUCAGUACAAAGCCACCCUUGAGUUAGGAUUACUAGGACGAAGAACCGGAAAUUAUCCAAACAGGAUUGCGCUUCCACCACCAACUUAUGCUACUCAAUCUAUGCGCAACAGUCCAAGAACUUCAAGAUCAACCAGCUUUCAGAACAGAACACCACAACCAUAUGAUAUUGGUGUUGCCACUGCACCACUUUCACAAGCUCGUAAUGAUGGCCAGGUAUUGCAUGUAAAUGAGCUUUGCCCGAUAUGUCUAGUGAUACCAAAGAACAUGGCUUUCAAUUGUGGUCACCAGACUUGCUCAGAAUGUGGUGAAGACCUCAGUGUUUGCCCUAUUUUCCGGAGCUCAAUCUCGGUUCGUAUCAAGCUUUAUUAA
Eutrema salsugineum is the source of this 1401-nucleotide messenger RNA. RefSeq names its product E3 ubiquitin-protein ligase RGLG5. The record is from RefSeq and is a predicted model, not a curated record. NCBI's taxonomy places the organism in Eukaryota, Viridiplantae, Streptophyta, Magnoliopsida, Brassicales, Brassicaceae. The coding region runs from base 1 to 1401 and encodes 466 amino acids. The transcript has 11 exons.